AUGGGUGAUUUCUAUAGUCAGCCACGGCUAUCAACUAGAAUUUACAAGCACCCCUCCGUCGAAAUAUGUGUUCGCGAAACACUGGUUCCGACAAACGCAGACAAACGAUUAGCUCUCGAACAAGAGAUAUCAUCCCUUAUUGAGAAGAGAGCGGUCCGCUUGGUGCCACCAGUGGAGCAGUUCACAGGCUUCCUGCCCUCCUUCUUUCUAACACCAAAGAAGGCGGCUGGCGAAUGGCGGCUGAUAAUCAAUCUAAAACCGCUCAACAAAUUUGUCAAGACCCAAGCGUUUCCGAAUGGUAACUCUCCCAGUAGUUCUAGAGUCGUUCCCCACACCAGCGUGGGGAACGUCAUUAGACCUAAAAGAUGCAUACCUACAUGUUCCCAUCUUCCAAGAUCACUCCCGAUUUCUACGUUUCUUGUAUCAGAGUGUUUCUUGCCAAGAGUGUUUACCAGGGUUGUGCGGGCAGUUGCAUCACGUCUUCGGCGAGAGAACUUAAUGAUUUUUAUGUAUCUCGACGACUGCCUGAUAGUGGGAAAAUCGAAAGACGAGACUGCUCAGGAUUUGAGGGACACUUAUACGUUGACAACGAGGCUAGGCUUCAUCAUCAACGAGAAGAGGUCCCAACUAAUCCCAUCCCAGGAAAUCACUUUCCUGGAAGCAGAGAUCGAUCUACGCAGGGGCUUAGCCGUCCCCACAGGGGAUCGUAUUACCAGCCUGCAGGAGUGCGUCAAACUUUUCCUAUCCGCUCAAGUCACUCCAGCGCAAGUUCGGCUGAAACUUCUAGGGUUCACGGCCAGCUUAGUGGACCUGGUCCCCUGGUGCAGACUGAGGAUGCGUCCUUUGCAAAUGCACCUUCUGGCACAUUACAGACCCCAGACAGACCCAAUCUCUCUAUUGGUCUCGAUCGACGAAGUCAUUCGUCCACACCUUCGGUGGUGGCUAUUGGAACAGAACUGCGGACAGAGUUUCCCCAGAGGGGAUCCUCAUGUCAUAAUCUCCACCGACGCUUCCAACGAGGGCUGGGGAGUCUCCCUUCCCCCUCGACAAGCUGCAGGAACUUGGGACAACAACGUUCGGUCCCUACUUAUCAAUGUUCUAGAGCUUCAGGCCGUAGUCAACGCCUUACACCACUUCCAAGCAGAUGUAGUGGGCCGGUCUGUUCUAAUCAAGACCGACAACACGACAAUGGUAGUAUAUAUCAACAAACAGGGCGGUACAAGAUCACCCCAGCUGUGCUACUUGACUUGGGAAAUGUUUCAGUGGCUAAUCAGACACAAAGCCGAUCUACGUGCCAUUCACAUUCCUGGUGCGGAAAAUGACAUAGCGGACUCUCUCUCCAGGGGCAAAGUAAUUCACACGGAGUGUUCAUUGAACAAGAGGAUCGUAAGUCAGAUCUUCUCGAUCCUAGGUCGUCCACACAUAGACCUGUUCGCCUCAGCAAUCAACACUCAGCUCCCGGUGUUCUGCUCGAGAUCCCAUCAUCCUCAGGCAUGGGCCUCGGACGCACAUUCAAUAGACUGGACAAACAUGUUCGCUUACGCCUUCCCUCUGAUCUCAAUCCUUACAAUGGUCAUUGGGAAACUGGAGAGAGACAGGUGCAAGAUCCUACUGAUCGCCCCCUUCUGGCCGCGCCAGCCCUGGGUUCUGCGACUGGUGAGGCUCCUAGUGGGCUCCCCUCUAUCUAAUCCUCCCAGAUCAUCACGACCUACUCCUUCAACGUCAGUCCCUGUUCCGACACCCGGCUCCGUUAGAUCUCCACCUAGCGUGCUGGCCACUGUCAAGCGCGCUUACCGAUCAGUAGGUCUUUCUGAAGACGCUGCAGCCCUGGCCGCAAAGGGACGUCGUCUCUCAACACAACGAAUCUAUGACAGUCGACUACGACAUUAUAGACUGUGGAUCCACUCUGUGCUUCUUUAA
Patiria miniata (bat star) is the source of this 1920-nucleotide messenger RNA. RefSeq lists its product as uncharacterized. Bases 1 to 1920 code for a protein of 639 amino acids. The record is from RefSeq and is a predicted model, not a curated record. Gene Ontology annotation, molecular function: nucleic acid binding. NCBI's taxonomy places the organism in Eukaryota, Metazoa, Echinodermata, Asteroidea, Valvatida, Asterinidae. The transcript has a single exon.